Molecule: messenger RNA, 2040 nt
Organism: Trichobilharzia regenti
Lineage: Eukaryota; Metazoa; Platyhelminthes; Trematoda; Strigeidida; Schistosomatidae
Source: the annotation of a GenBank genome assembly
AUGUUAUUAUUUAGAUCGGAUCAUAAUCCUAUUAUUGUAUUAAGCAUUUUACUGUUGCAUGUAUUAUUGUUGUAUGUGGUAGUCUUUACUGAGGGCCAACACGUAAAACACGAAGAAUAUACAUGUCCUUAUCUAUGGAUGCAAUGGAAACAGAAACGUACGCUUGGUUGGAUAUGCGGUUCUGUACCAUUUCUACAAACAAAUGUUCCCGGCAUAAAAUUUGAAUACGACUGUUGUCCUGGCUAUGAAAAAACAAAACUAUUAGAUAACAAAUGUGCUUUUGUCGAUCGAUCAUGGCAAACCAUUAUAAGUCAACUUAGAGAAAGCAAGUAUUUACAAACAGCUCAAGCGUUAACCAAAGACAACAAACUACAAGAUUUAUCUGCCAGCCCAGCUAACGGUGUUUAUACAGUAUUUGUUCCACAAAAUGAUGAUGAUAUCAUCUCGAAAGAAAUGGAUUAUGUCAGCAAUACAGAGGCUGUCGCAGGAAUAGUUUCUUCUGGAAGAUGGUACUCGAAGGGUUUUCGUAAUGGACAAAAGAUACCAACAGUGAAAGGUACUUUUAUAAAAGUGACAACAUAUUCUACCGGAUUAACCUUUCUGGAUUGUAAAGUGUUACUGAGUCCAGAUCAUGAAGCAUCAAAUGGUCUAGUUCAUCAAAUCGAUGGAGCUUUACCACCCACUUAUAAACACCCAACAGUUUUAAAGCGUUUAAACGCGGAACCUGAUUUAUCAGCAUUUGUUCAAAGUCUGCCCAGUGAUUUGAAAAGGAAACUAGAUGAACCAGAUUCAGAUGAAUGGUACACAGUGUUUGCAGUACCAAAUAAUGUUUGGAAUCAAAUGACAUCGGGGAUUAGUUCAUCGGAAGCUAAAGAGACUUUAACCCGUCAACAUGUUAUGGAGAAAAUGCUUUGCUCUGAUGCUAUUGUUCAGAAUACUAAACGUAUUGGUCCAACAUUCGCAGACACACAUUUUAGUAUUCAACGUAAAUCUGAUGGGAAUUUAGUUAUCAAUGAUGUAUGCAAUAAACAGAUAGCUAUUCAACGUAAAGAUGUUAUGUCGGGAACUGGUGUAAUACAUGUGAUUGAAAGUCCAAUAAGCAGUUUAGAAUCAAUGAAUUUAAAUGAAGCGCUUGAAUGUUUGAAAAAUAAUCCAUCAAUGAGAGUGAGACAGUCAGCAGGUGAAAUACAAAAGUGUAAUCUAUUAGAUCUUGCCUCAGGACGUGAUAAUGUUAUCCUUCUGCCAAAUGAUGGAGCUUUCCAGUCUCAACUUUACAAAGAUAAUUCGAAACAGAUAAAAGUGGAUAAAUGCAAAAUGUAUGCUCAUCAUUUAUUGAAGCCUAAAGAUCCACGGAAUGUAGAUGUUCGCAAGACAGGUUUAAAUCAAGAACAAGAAUUCUCAUCACAAUACACGGGAUCAGAUGGCUCUAAACAUUCUGUCUUUAGUAGAUAUAUCAGAACGAGACAAGGAACAACGUUAGCUUUCAAUCAUGCUGAAGUGACAGAUCUUCGGGGAAUGAAAUUUAACAAUGGUAUUAUAUAUACAGUGAAACAAGUUAAUUUACCUCCACAAGGUGAUAUUCUCAGGAUAGUUAAACAAAAGCCGGAAGCUCAGAAAAUUUCUGCAAAACUUAGUGCAACAAAUUUCGGAGAUGAAUUGCGUCAACAUGCACCAAAUGUUCUAUUUCUUGCACCAAUUGAUAUGGGUUGGAAGACAAGGGAUGUUGAAAAUAGUUAUACAGAAGAACAAACUCGAAAGCUUUUACAACUACAUACCAUACCACAUGAAUUUUUUGGUGGGAAUGAUGGUUUUAUUGAACGUGGAAGUGUUCUUGAAGUUGAAUCAUUACUAUCCUCUGAUACGGCAGGAAAUAAAGUGAAAUUAUUGAUUAAACGUACUCCAGAUGGGAAUACAUUUAUCGGUCAUAAAGACUUACAAGAAAAUUUAUGGUCUAUGGUGCUGGAUUGGAAUCGAGUUGGAGAAGACGGUGUAGUCUGGUUCAUAGAUUGGCCAAUGAGAUGCCCAGAACGAUUGUGUUAA